Diatraea saccharalis (sugarcane borer) is the source of this 456-nucleotide messenger RNA. Lineage: Eukaryota; Metazoa; Arthropoda; Insecta; Lepidoptera; Crambidae. The record is from the annotation of a GenBank genome assembly.
AUGUUAGAUUUUGGAAAAGUGCGUGUUCAGUGCGGUGAACGUCGAGUGUACAGUGUGGAGAUAGCGUAUGAUGUGAUGAUGCGACGGGGGAAAGCGUUGCUGGAGGGCAGCAGGCAAGGGUCCAUAGACGGCGGCGGUGUGGCGAACGACAAGGAGCUGGUGCACAAGUGUCACAGCGACCCCGGCGGGGGCAGGGCGCUGGGGUCCGCCCCCAGGGUGCACAGGCACAGGUCCGCCUCGGGUGCGCCCAGGAAAUGCGUCCUCACUUUAGAUGGAUACUCAUAUGUCAUAGGUAAAGUAGUAAAGAUAGUAUCCUCUUUGCUCAUAGAAAAUAUUAAAAUUUACUUCGUACAAAGUGCCGCAGACAUCACUCAACGUCGAACAAAAGAAAAUAUGAAAACCAAAACAAAUUGUGAUUUCUCAGCAGAGUACCAACAGAUACGUGUGAUUGUGUGA